ACAAUGACAUCGUAAAAACAGCAAAACACAAUCAAUAAGUGAGACGCUUAGUCCGCAAUACCCUACAGAGAUAAUUGAACUACGAAAUCCAGUCAUCGCAAAGCAUUGGGAUUGAACAUAUACUCACAGACGUUUGACCUUAGUGCUUAACUCAAAAUAUUUGAUAGCUAAGUGGGACGAUUGUGGUUGGUCACUUUCGGGAUAGCCCAAGGACGAGACUCAUAACCUGAAAAGUCGAAAGAACUUAAGUGACGUACAUUUUAUAAUACGACAACACGUAAACUGGAAACUACUUAGUGAAUAUCACUAUUAUAAUUAACUGUUAAAUGAUAUGGACGUGCAAUUGUGGGAUGGUUCAUUGGAUGAUGAGAAAAACGGUACAAACCCUUCGGGAGCUAUAGUUGAAGAAAAUUUUAAUCGAGACAUUCCAAAUGUGAAUUCAAAUAUAAAUGUACGUGAUGGUAUGGAGUACAAGCGAAAGCGAUCCUUUAUAAAAGAGAGGCGUUUUGUAAUAAAUGAUAUGGUUGAAACAGUUGAUUUUGGUCUCCUACCUGAGGGUUGGCUCCAACUACGUCAUAUUUCCGGACUUAAUGUAUAUUUACACAGAUCAAGCCGAGUGGUGACACUUUCAAGACCAUAUUCUAUUGGACCGAGUAGUGUACGUCACCAUCGGAUUCCUGUUUCGGCUAUUCCAUGUUUAGCUUAUCGUAAAGCUAGUGGAAAAAAUUUUUAUCCGACUGAAUCUCAUAAGGUCCCUUCAAAAUUUACUAGUCCAGUAAAUGAAUUAAAUAAUAAAACAGUAUGUUGUCCUUUUGAAAAAUCACCAACAAAUAUCCCAUCUGAAGAUAUGCAAACAAUUCAAAAAUUAGACCUAUCUCAUGAAUCGUUAGAAGAUGAAGUGUCAGUGAUAAAUAACAAACAUGAGGAUAAGCUACCAAUUACUGAUGAUGUUUCAGUAUCAUUCACUUCUAGUAGAAAAAACUCGUUUUCAUUACCUGAAUAUAACAAUAAUCACGAUGUUGUUGAUAUAAUGAAAAGUAAAAAUUCCGAUAAAGAAGAAGGUGAAUUAUCUUCUGGUGAUGAUGAAAAAGAGAAUUCAUUUGAAGAUGAUAGUCGAGCUAAAAAACCACAUUUGAACAAUGAUAACGAUGUUAGUGGUGAUGUUGGCGAAGAUUCAAUCAACUGUUCAUCUAACGGAACAUCAUCUUUACAAGAUUCGUUACCUAAACUAGUUGAAGAAGUGCCAAGUACUUGUAAUAACGUUGUAUAUAAUAAACCAACUCAUUUUGGAAAUAGAUAUCGUAAAUUUAGACGUGGUAAUCUAACCAAAAGAUCUUGUUUAACAUCACCAUCAAAUAUUCAACUGUCGGAAUCUGAUUAUAUAUCCAACCUGUCUGCCAAUACACAAAAUGAGGCACCUACUGGAACUCAAGAAAUUGUUGCUGUUAAAACUCAGGUGUUUUCUAUUAAAGACAAAGAAAAAGAAUCCCUGUUGACACCUGAUGAUAUUCGUGAAUAUUGUGGACGUCUUUUUGAAAUCAGAGUAGAAGAUACGAUAUUUAAAAGAAAUCGUGAACAUCAUUGUCCAACAGAUCUUCCUAACAAAGAAUCAGAAGACACACAGAAACCAUUACUGAUGAUGUCAGAACAGGCAAAAGUUAUUCGAUAUCAAAUACCAUCGGCUGACGGAAACAUUUCGCAAAAGCAGCCUAAAGAGGGCAUGAUCAAUAUGACUGGUAAAUCAUAUGUUUGCAUUCUUCAUGAAUAUUGCCAAAAUGUUAUACGUCGUCCGCCGACAUAUCAGACAACAGUUCUUGAAAAUGAAAAAAAUCCCUAUCAAAUGACAGUAUUUAUUAACGGUAAUCCAUACGGAACGGGUACAGGGCAAAGUAAAAAGUGUGCAAGAUUAGAAGCGGCUCGUAAGGCGCUUGAAGUUUUAAUUCCGGAUUUUCAAAAGAUUGUAUGUAACGAUUCACAUCAAACAGGUCCAGUGGUAGCUUCUGAUCGUGAUAUGCAGUUGUUCGAUUCCAUUUCAGUGACUGAUCCACGUUUAUAUGAAUUAUCUGUGCGUAUGGCAUUACCUACUCCAUAUAAUCUACUUGUUGAAUGUUUAAAUCGAAGUUGUGUUCCUGAGUCUGAUUUGAAGUCAAAUAUGAUAUCUCAAGGACGCAGUAAACACUUUUUCACUUUACAGCUGAGAGAACAUACUGUUAAGGUUAGAUGUAAAAACAAAAGAGAAGGUCGUCAUUUGUCUGCUCAACAUCUUUUAGCCCGCCUACAUCCUGAAGUUAAUACCUGGAGUGGUCUUUUGCGUAUGUAUGGUCCAGGGAGUAAACCAGACAAGCGAAAUGAACUGGAAACAAUACAAGAUGCACAGACUCAACAGAAGUCUGCUGUAAAAGCCAGUUUAAUUCGUUUAUUGAAAGCGAAAAUGAGUGAAUUAGCUGACCAAUGGGUAAGUAACUGUUUUUAAUAAAAAGAUUUUGCUUUAAUAUGUGGAGUUGAAAUAAUCUCAUCUAUCUUGAACUCCGAACUUUUCUAUUUUAACUGUUAGGUUGUUGAAGUGGUUUUUACCUAAAAUUUACCAGCUUGCAUAGUACGAUCAUUCUUAUGACGUUAUUUCUAUCCGUUUAUCUGUUGAGGUCUUUUUGAUAGGACACCCAAGUCUCUCUUUUGAUAUCACACUCUUAUCUAGCUUACAAUGUUAAUUAUCUGAAAAAUAUGGAACACUAGUCAGUAUAUGUGUUAUGAAUUUAAAAAAUAAUUUAGCUGUCUCCAAUUUGUUAUGUCCGGAUUUUUAUCACGUGAUUUAUUCAUCAAUCGAAAUACGACUUUUCCAAUCUUGACACUGUGCCAGAUCAAUGACGUUCGACCAGUAUGAGCAUUCUAGCGUCCUUAUUAACCCCUUGUCCGCCUAGCUCUUCCAAUUGAGUCCAAAAACACUAAUUGCAUCUUCUGCUAUGCGAAUCCUUUAUUUCAAGCAUACUCGGUUUAUAUACCAGACAGACAGACCGCAUCAUAUCAUAACAUAGAAAAUAAUAUUUGUACAAGAUCAAGCUAAAUGCGGCUGUGGACAUGGGAGACAAUAAUCAAUAAACUGAGUAUAAUUUAGGAACAGUAAUUCCUAUAAUAAUGAUUCAUAGGUCAGAAUGAAGCUUAUAAUAAGAUAAAUAUAGAUAUACACAAUCUAGUUACUCAAUAGUUAAGCAAUAAGAAUAUAUAUAGAAUAAUAGUCCAUUAAUAGGUCCUGGGAGUUACCCGUACUUCUGUCUUCACCAGGAUAUAACAAUAUGUUGUUUAAGAUUUAGAUUACUAUUGUUAUUUAUUUCGUUAUAUAGAAUUUCUCAGUUAUAACCAAUCCCGAAUGAAUGGAUUUAUUCAAGGAAAAUCAUUUGUUUAUUUCAUGUAAAUAUACUUUCUUUUAUAUUGUCUACGUCUUAGAUAUUUCCCCUCUCCCUAAAAUGGUUUGAUAAAGUUUCGUAAUCAAAUAUCACUUUAUUGAUGCAUGUUUUUAACAAAGAACACGUAUAACAUUCUGUGGUAGUUACCAAAAUGUGUCAGAUGUGUACAAAACAUCUACUGUUUAGAAUAUAUGAAUGAGGUUUUUAACCACUGAUUAGUUGCUGAUCGAUAGCCAAGAUGAUGUUCAGUUACUUGUUCUGGAUUUUCAUAAACCCAGUACCAUAGUUGGUAACUUUUAUUUAUUUAAUUACAUGUAACUCAGUAACGAAGUUUAAAUUUGUAUACUUAGGUUUCAGCUACACUUUUUGUGAAAGUUAUUGCCACUAACUACCCUUAGCUUCACUAAACAGUGGGGUUUAAACUUUCAGAAUCGACUGUUCAAAUCUGAGCGCUUUAACCAUUGAGUUAUUACUUCAUUAUAAACAUUUUUCAUGUGAUCAUAACAUUCGAUUUCAUUUACUUCCGGUAUAGAUUUUUUGUUUAUAAAGCAACCAGUAGAAAACCCCGAACUAUUUAGUUACAAUUUGAUGAUGACUUUGCAACUGGUGUUGAAUGAUGUGUUUACAAGUAUUCUUACUUAUGUAUGUUACCAAGCAACCAGUCAUACUCCAUGUCUUUGGGAAAUUCGAUACAUUAUCCAAUUGGUAUUUAUAGUAGUGGUCCUGCGCUUCCACAUUACCUUUUAUUUCCAUGAUCAAUCCCAAAGUUGACGGUAUUUCCUAGAAUUUUUCAUUAUAGUUCUAUCACAUUUGAACAUGUGAACACAUUAUAUUACGUAUGUCUUAUGAAUAAAUAACUAGUUUUGUGUCUUUCCAUGAAUACUUCCUGUUGACACAGCAUCAUUGUUUGCUACCCUAGUAACAUUUAUUCUUUCUUGACUUUUAAUAUCAAUUUUGUGACCAGCCCAAUGUAAUUAUUCGAAUCUCCCUGAAUUCCUUGAUACUUUGUUUUGAAUUUAGGAAAAGUCUGGCGGGAGUUUGAAUCCGAAAGGGAAGUUUUUUGUUUCACCCUACAAUCUUCCUGUGGUCGCUUUCCAUCCCGACUCUGAGGGUGACUUGUACAGUUCUGCACCAAUUGCAUCUUCUUCCUCACCAACCAUACAACCCUCAACAUCAGAUUAGUCGAUUUUGUGUAAAGUAAUUUUCAUUUCCCCUAAUAAAACAUUAUUUCCAUUAUUCUUCCGGUACUGUUUGUUGAUUUUGCUGUAUUUACUUUCUUACUGUAUUGAAUACAAGUCAUAAUACAUAACACAUGACCAGUU
Schistosoma rodhaini is the source of this 4723-nucleotide messenger RNA. NCBI's taxonomy places the organism in Eukaryota, Metazoa, Platyhelminthes, Trematoda, Strigeidida, Schistosomatidae. The record is from the annotation of a GenBank genome assembly.